AUGUAUGUAACGGAAUUUCAGAAACGUGGACUACCACAUGUGCAUAUGAUACUCAUCUUGGAUACUGAUGACAAGUUACGGGAACCUGAAGAGUAUGAUAGUAUGGUGAAAGCAGAAAUACCACGACAUGAGUCUAAGCCAGAAUUGUAUGAAGUGGUGUUAAAACACAUGAUCCAUGGUCCAUGUGGAGUAUUGAAUCAAAAAUCUCCAUGUAUGAAGAAUGGUCACUGUAAAAAAAAAAGAUACCCAAAAGAAUUUUGUGAAGAAACGCGUCAGGGAAAUGACUCAUACCCGGAAUACAGAAGAAGGUUUAGUGAUCCCAUUUUUCUAAAUAGAAAUAAGUCUAUUGAUAAUAGAUGGGUGGUUCCUUAUAACCCAUGGUUGUUGUUGAAGUAUGAUUGUCACAUCAAUGUCGAGAUUUGCAGCAGUAUCAAAAGCAUUAAAUAUUUGUAUAAAUAUGUUUACAAAGGUCCUGAUCGAGUUGCAAUGGAAGUUCACAGAGGUACAGGUUUGGAUGAGAUUCAACAAUAUGUUGAUGCAAGAUUGAUUUGUGCUCCAGAGGCAUUGUGGAAAAUAUUUAAAUUCACACUUUACAAGUUAUAUCCCUCUGUUGAACGACUACAAAUCCACUUGGCAAAUCAUCAUCAAGUGCGGUUUUAUAAGCAUCAAAGAAUCACAGAUGUGCUAAAUGAUAACCAAAAUGCAGUAACCAUGCUCACUGAAUUCUUUGCACUAAACCAAAUGGAUGUACAUGCUAGGAAUUAUUUGUACAGAGAGAUUCCAGAGCAUUAUUGUUGGCUAAAAGGGGUCAAAAAAUGGCAGCGAAGAUAG
Molecule: messenger RNA, 831 nt
Organism: Lathyrus sativus (Indian pea)
Lineage: Eukaryota; Viridiplantae; Streptophyta; Magnoliopsida; Fabales; Fabaceae
Source: the annotation of a GenBank genome assembly